AAAAGAUUGAUAAUUUUAUGUAAAAUGACCACCUCGAAAACAGGAAGAAAAACACACAUUAUUCGACGACAGUCACAAAGGCCUUUGUGUUCUGAAUUAAUCAAACAAAGUGGUUGUAUACCUUGGUCAUACGCCAGAUUUGGUUGUAUACUUGGUCUUGCGCCUGUUAGUUGCCUGUAAUCUAUAUAAAAGCUACUCGUCAGAGGGAAAAGAUGAAAGAAUUUCGGUUCCAGACAUUGAAAUCCCAUAAAGGUGGAUGCAGAUUGCGGGGUGGUGCUUGGAUUAUAAUAUGCCAAGUAGUGGUAUCAGCGCUCGCACAAAUUAACGCACCAGGUCAUCUCGGAUGCUUUGUGGAUAAGAGUAAUCGCGCUCUCAAAGGUGGCUCCAGAACCUUCAACCUCCUUUCCGUUCAGCGAUGUUUCAAACAUUGCCAAGACAAUUUACAUGUCGACUACACGUAUGCUGGUUUGGAAUAUGCAGAAGAAUGUUAUUGCGGUAAUAAUGAGAACUAUGGACGACACGGUCGAGUAAAGGAGUCGGACUGCGAGGAGUACACGUGCACGGGGGAUUCUGACCAGUUUUGCGGCGGCGGUUGGCGAAUAGCAAUCUACAAAAUUUCACAAGGAGUAUGCAGUAAUGCAAUAGGCCCACCUGCCCAUGGCACUAACUCGAUCACCAACCCGAGUGGUCUGUCUUAUAAUUUAGACAACUACAAGUUCCUCGGGACAAGGGUGAAUUUCUUCUGCGAUGCUGGGUAUGUUCUCGAUGGGUCUUCUACCAUUAUGUGCCUCUUACAGGAGAACACCGUUGGCUGGAGUGACACUGUACCAACGUGUAGAGCUGUUAUACCAUCGACGAUUCCAACGACCACUGUGCCCACAACAACCACGACUGCGCCCUCAACCGGUAAGAUAACAACCACAAACGCGAGUCGUGCGCCACCAUCGAGCACCGAGGCAGCGUCGACAAAAUCCCAGCAAACACUCACUUUAGAUCAAGGCAGCCUCAUUGGAAUUGUUAUUGGAGUACUAUUAGCAGUUAUCAUUGGCCUCGCCUUCAUCAUUUUUAUCUGCAGAAAAAGAAGAAGCAAGAGGAAGGCGUCACCCUCUGCUGUUGCCACGGAUACGAUGGGGAUGAGUUUCUCAAACAAUAUGUACGAGAUCACAGUUCAAACGACGGAGAGGGACCCUCAAGAGCCAAACCAAAACCCACAAGCACAGCUCUACAGUGAGGUUGUUCGGAAACAGUCCAGGAGUGGCGAGAGUAAUUACGUCAACACAGUCAUUCAGCCAUCUUCGGGGGCCCAUGAGAACGCUGGAACUGGAUUGUUUGACAAUGUUCUGUACGAGAGUUCCUCGUUCAGAGACGAGCCAGAUAUGGCGGGAAAUGAUUCAGAAAUGGCGGGAAACGAUUCAAAUGGACGGUACGAGUCAUUCACAACUGCGAAAGAAAAUCCAGGAUUGGUUGAAAAUAUCAUUUAUGAAUGAAUCCCUUUCGAUAAUAAUGGUACAGAAAGAGAAUAAAGCCAACAAGCAAAUACAUUUCCUGGCUGUGGUUGUUGAUUUAGAAAGUGAAAUACAACCAAUAGCCGACGACUCCUUGUUGACACGCCCUUGGCUCGUUUGGACAAACGGGCGGGAACGAGUGGGAACGAUGCCUCGGAGUGUCCGAUAACUAUCCAUAUUGGACUCCAAUAUUGGAGCACCAUGUCAGUAAAACAUAGCAAAAUAAUAGAUAAUGAAUGACGCACGAUCCACCAAACAAAUGCGAAGGAUCUGUUCCUAGUGAACAGUCACGUGGUCAUAGUUAGCCUAUAUAGAAUUUGUCACGCUAUAUUAUUUCAUUAGUAUAUAAGCUUGAUACUAAGACGUGCUAUGCCGAAAAGGACCCGAAAAAAGAAUUGUGUGUGAUCUCUAGAUUAGCAGCAAGGAGCUUUGUGAUGAGUUAUAGUUUUAGGCAAAUAUGAUUGAUUUGAUUUUGUUUUGAAUAUUUAAGCUGUUAGCAUUUUUUAUGCAUGUAUGUAUUGGUAUGUUUACCCUGUUAAGUGGAGUGUUGUUCGCAACCAUCUGCAUAUCACGGUGGAUUGUUUUGUUUAUAAAACAACACGAAUGCCUCAGCAUUAAAGGCACUGCAUAGAACCUUACUUGGUAACGAGCA
Asterias rubens (European starfish) is the source of this 2157-nucleotide messenger RNA. RefSeq lists its product as uncharacterized. Gene Ontology annotation, cellular component: plasma membrane. The record is from RefSeq and is a predicted model, not a curated record. NCBI's taxonomy places the organism in Eukaryota, Metazoa, Echinodermata, Asteroidea, Forcipulatida, Asteriidae. The transcript has 6 exons. Bases 213 to 1487 code for a protein of 424 amino acids.